Molecule: messenger RNA, 494 nt
Organism: Acaromyces ingoldii
Lineage: Eukaryota; Fungi; Basidiomycota; Exobasidiomycetes; Exobasidiales; Cryptobasidiaceae
Exons: 2
Coding region: 20-403 (127 amino acids)
Molecular function (GO): RNA binding
Source: RefSeq, a predicted model, not a curated record
UGCGGCGGGCGCUGUAGUCAUGCCCCCACUCAAGGCCCUGGGCUCGUACCUGCGCCGCAACGACUCGCCCUCGGGCACGGUGACGCCGCCCGUCAUCGACGGCCUCCGUCGGCCGCACCGGCCGCUCUCUGCCACAGAUACAGACGCUGGCCACGACGGCGAGUCGCGCGGGAGACGGGCGGAGCAGCACGACGAACAGGAAAGCACACACGAAGAGCAGCAAGAGGAGGCAUGGGAGCUCGUCGAGGUCGCACGGGGCCUGGCCAACUACAACUCGAUCGAGAGCGAGCGGAUAAAGGGCAUCAAGAGCUCCCAGAUUGCCGCGACGCUCGGCUAUGCAGACUCGGACUACAUCGUCGACCAGCUCGCACUGCAUGCGUUCCCCUCGGAGCCGAUGCGGUGAUGUUAAUCCAUUCACAAGGCAGCUGAUCCAGUUGAUAGACAGAGUUGAAUGAUAGACAGAAGGGCGUGGGCCCAAUUCAAUUGAUAUAGAC